CCCACUCAGCAAGCCUAAAUGAGGCACAAGAGCCUCCCACCUCAUUAUCAUACAGCGCGCGUCCCCGGGGCUCAGGGAGCGCGUCUCCGACCAGCCCAGCUCUGACAUCAAUCACAUACAGCAGCAGCAGCCCCACCAUGGCGGUCAAGCUCACAAAAAGAGCUGAUCCUACUGAGUUGAAGGCUAUAUUUCUGCAGUACGCCAGCGUUGAGCAGGAUGGGGAACAUUACAUGACUGCGUCUGACUUUGUGCAGAAAUACCUUGGACUGCACAAUGAUUCGCAUUACAAUCCCAAGACUGUGGAGCUGCUAGGAGGAGUCGCUGACACCACCAAAGAUGGGUUGAUCUCCUUCCAAGAGUUUCUGGCAUUCGAAUCCGUGUUGUGUGCCCCUGAUGCUAUGUUCAUUGUGGCUUAUCAGUUAUUUGAUAAGAGCGGGACUGCUGAGGUAACAUUCGAGAACGUUAAGGAAAUAUUCGGACAGACCAUGAUUCACCAUCAUAUCCCUUUCAACUGGGAUUGUGAAUUUAUCCGGCUUCACUUCGGGCACAACCGGAAAAAGCAUCUUUCCUACUUGGAGUUUACGGAGUUCUUACAGGAGCUGCAGCAAGAGCAUGCCCGACAAGCAUUUGCACAGAAGGACAAAAAUAAAAGUGGCAUUAUUUCUGCCCUGGAUUUCCACGAUAUUAUGGUUACUAUACGGUCACACAUGCUUACUCCAUUUGUUGAAGAAAAUCUGGUCUCUGCUGCUGGGGGAACCAUCUCCCAUCAAGUCAGCUUCUCCUACUUCAAUGCUUUCAACUCUUUGCUGAAUAAUAUGGAGCUUGUACGAAAGAUAUACAGCACUUUAGCGGGCUCAAGACGUGACUUGGAAGUCACCAAAGAGGAAUUUGCUAGUUCUGCAAACAAAUUUGGACAGAUUACUCCACUGGAAAUUGACAUCCUGUUCCAGCUUGCAGAUCUAUACAAUGCUACAGGACGUCUAACUUUGGCAGAUAUUGAGCGAACAGCUCCCCUAGAGGAAGGAGCACUGCCUUACAACUUAGCUGAAAUCCAAAGACAGCAAUCCUACAGUGACGUGGGAAGACCUAUCUGGCUCCAGGCUGCUGAGUCUGCUUACAGAUUCACUUUAGGUUCAAUUGCUGGAGCUGUGGGAGCUACAGCUGUUUAUCCUAUAGACCUUGUGAAGACGCGGAUGCAGAACCAGCGUUCCUCAUUUGUUGAAGAGCUGAUGUAUAAAAACAGUUUAGACUGUGCAAAAAAAGUAAUACGCUAUGAAGGCGUUUUUGGACUUUACAGAGGUCUGCUGCCACAGCUCGUAGGAGUUGCACCUGAGAAGGCUAUUAAACUGACGGUUAAUGAUUUUGUUCGAGACAAGUUUACUCAGCGAGAUGGCUCAAUUCCCUUACUGGCUGAAGUGUUGGCUGGCAGCUGUGCAGGAGGCUCCCAAGUCAUUUUCACAAACCCACUGGAAAUUGUCAAGAUUCGCUUGCAGGUCGCUGGAGAAAUUACCACCGGCCCCAGGGUCAGCGCUGUAACUGUUAUCAGAGAUUUGGGCUUCUUCGGGCUUUAUAAGGGGGCCAAAGCCUGCUUUCUGCGUGACAUCCCGUUCUCUGGCAUCUACUUCCCGGUCUACGCGCACUGUAAGGCUCAGUUUGCUGAUGAGCAGGGACACAUAGGAGCGCUGCAGCUCCUGACAGCUGGCGCCAUCGCAGGUGUACCUGCAGCUUCCUUAGUAACCCCUGCUGAUGUCAUCAAGACAAGACUGCAAGUGGCGGCUCGAGCCGGGCAAACGACAUACACUGGAGUUAUUGACUGCUUUAGAAAAAUCCUCAAAGAAGAGGGCUCAAGGGCAUUUUGGAAAGGAGCUGGAGCUCGAGUUUUACGGUCCUCCCCCCAAUUUGGUGUCACCCUGGUGACCUAUGAACUCCUGCAGAGAUGGUUACAUGUUGACUUUGGAGGGAUCAAGCCCGCAGGUUCAGAGCCUGCUCCAAAGACUAGGAUCUCCGACCUCCCUCCUGCACAACCCGAUCAUAUAGGAGGCUACAGACUGGCAACUGCAACAUUUGCUGGAAUAGAAAACAAAUUUGGGCUUUAUCUGCCAAAAUUUAAGCCUGCAGCUGCGGCUCCUCCCCAGGCCAAAGCUUCGCCCUCUGUAUAAUGCACAUACGCCGGCCUGUUCUAAGGGUGCAAUACAUAUAGUAUUUAAUGACGCAGCAUGGUACAGUAUCUCUCGUCAGUUGCAUGUGGGUAUAUCCAGGCUGCUUUGUCCCAUUCUGCAUAAUAUAAUCAUUUGUUGAGAGGCGAGUCACCUGUUUGCACAGAAAAGAGCUUCAUUCGGCAUCUAGAAUGUAUCUUUGUUUCCUGAAGAGAGCAUGUGGUUUUUGUUUUUUUAAUUAUUAUUAUUAGACUGCUUUACACAGCGUCGCACUUGUUACUGUACAUAUUGUACAUCUGUACAGAGACAUCUGAGCACAUGGGGUGUCUGUUACUCUUUUUACAAGUGGGUGGCAGAAAAUGUACAGGACAUAUUGGAGGUGUUUUAUUAAGAACCCUGGGAUAAUCGAAUGUAUUAAUUAAAAUUUCAGUUCAACAUUUAAUCAUUUUGAUGUAUUUUAUGGAAAAUAAAUCAUUAAUGUUUGAA
Pseudophryne corroboree (corroboree frog) is the source of this 2642-nucleotide messenger RNA. It is a transcript of the gene SLC25A12, whose product is annotated as solute carrier family 25 member 12. Gene Ontology annotation, molecular function: calcium ion binding; L-glutamate transmembrane transporter activity; L-aspartate transmembrane transporter activity. The record is from RefSeq and is a predicted model, not a curated record. NCBI's taxonomy places the organism in Eukaryota, Metazoa, Chordata, Amphibia, Anura, Myobatrachidae. Bases 138 to 2159 code for a protein of 673 amino acids. The transcript has 18 exons. Gene Ontology annotation, biological process: L-glutamate transmembrane transport; malate-aspartate shuttle; aspartate transmembrane transport.